UCCUGCUUCUAGAGUUGGGAUUUUGGGAAGAACAGAGAGUUCCUGCUCCAGGGUUGGGAUUUUGGGAAGAACAGAGAAUUCCUGCUGGGUUUCCAGGCAGCUCCAGCCCUGCAGUCCCAGGUCCCCAUCCCGGGCAGCUCUGUGGGUUUGGGUCCCUUGCUGUCCCCUCGCUGUCCCCUCGCUGUCCCCUCCCAGGCCAGGACCCUCCGCUCCCUCCCCCAGCAGCCAAGGGGGAUCUGAUCCAGGGCAUCAAUUCCAUUUGUGGGAAUUUGAGGGGUUUUUCCAUGUUUGGUUCCCCUCCCCUGCUGUGCCUGAGGCAGGGACAGGCCCUGAGUGGGGCUGUGGGGAUGUCCCCAAGCUGUGGCAGGGCCUUGUCCCCCCCUGUCACCUCCAGGGUGUCUGAGGAGCCUCCCAGUGCGGAAUUCCUCGGUUUUCUGUGGGGUUUGCAGGGCAGGAAGGGCCGGAGCAGAGCUGGGGUGGCCGUGGGGGGAUUAAACUGAAUUUCCCAGGGCUGGCACUGAGCUGGGUGGCUCCAGCUGCCUCUGGGGGCUGUGACACCGAGGUGGUGGCGGUGGCAGCUCUGCUGUGAUGGCCAGCAAGGGACUGGGGGACCUGGGGGUGCCUGGCUGGGGCCUGUGGUUUUUGGGGCCAGUGGUUUUUGGGGCCAUGUGAAGCAGACUGUGAUGGUUUGAUGUGCCGGAGUCCAAUGGCUUUAAGAGAGAAGCGUUGGACACCCUGAUUGAGUUAAAAAAGGGAAUUUUUGGGAGGAAGAGCCCUUUCCAGGUCUGCCCCCGGCUCUGGGCAGGGUUUUUGGGAGCAGCGCUGGAUUUCCGUCCUCAUCCUGACCCCACAUUGAGUUAAAAAUGGAUUUUUUGGGAGGAAGAGACUGCUCCGGGUCUGCCCCCAGCUCCGGGCAGGGUUUUUAGGAACAACGCUGGAUUUCCAUCCUCAUCCCGACCCCAUGGAGCCGCAGUGGGCGCUCCGGAGCUGCGGGAGAGCCCUGAAAGGGUUAAGGGGUGCCGGAGCCGCAGGGAUCCCACCCCGAGCCGGGAUCCCGCGGCGCUGAUUGAGCUCCGGGCCCAUCAAAGGCUGCGCUGGGCCCCAGCCCCGGCGCUGCUGCGCGCUCUUUGUGCGCACGGCGGGGAUGUCCAUGAGGAUGUCCAUGAGGAUGUCCAUGAGGAUGUCCAUGAGGAUGUCGAUGUCCGUGCGGAUCUGGAUGUGGCUGUGGCUCCUCCGCAGCCCGGCCUGGGCCCUGCUCAGCCCCGCUCUGCCCUCGCAGCCGCUCUCCCAGGACCGUUCCCCGCUGCGCUCGCUGGGGCUCAGCGCCAGGCCCAGCCCCCGGAGCCCCGCGCCGGUGCCGCCGCUGCUCUGGAGCAUCUUCCACAGGCGGAGCGCCCGGCCCCGGCCGCAGGCAGCGCCCGAGCCCUGCACGGUGGAGGAGCUCAACGUGCCCGGGAACAUCGUGCGAGUGCUCGCCGACCAAGGCCGCCUCCUGCCCGCGGGGCAGCCCCAGCCCCGGCUGUGCCUGCGGCGGCUCCAGCUCUUCAACCUCUCGGCGCUGGAGGAGGGCGAGCGCCCGACGCUGGCGCAGCUGGAGCUGCGCUUCCAGCACAGCUCGUACCACGGCCCGAGCCCGGGGCGGGUGCUGGAGCUGCGGCUGUCGCGGGGGUCCCCGCGGGGUUCGCCGCAGCCCGGCCGGGCCCCGCUGCUGGAGCGCUCGCUGGUGCAGCUGCGCCGAUCGCUGCAGUUCGGGCUGGGCGCGGCGCUGCGGGGCCGGGCCGGGCCGGGCCGGGAUCACCUGGCGCUGGUGCUGGAGCUGUCGGUGAGCGGCGGCCCCGGCGGCCCGCGGAGCCCCUGCGGCAGCUCCGCCGCCUUCGCGGGCGCCUCGCUGCUGCUGGUGACGCUGGGCCCGCAGUGCCGCGCCGCCCGCGGCCGGAGGAGCGCCCCGGGCCCCGCCGUGUCCCCCAGCCCCCUGUGCAAGCCCCGCCGGCUCUACAUCAGCUUCAGCGACGUGGGCUGGGAGAACUGGAUCAUCGCCCCGCAGGGCUACCUGGCCAACUACUGCGGCGGGGAGUGCCCGUUCCCGCUGGCGGCCGAGCUCAACAGCACCAACCACGCCGUGCUGCAGACCAUGGUGCACUCGCUGGACCCGCGGGGCACGCCCCAGCCCUGCUGCGUGCCCGUGCGCCUCUCCCCCAUCUCCAUCCUCUACUACGACAACAGCGACAACGUGGUGCUGCGCCACUACGAGGACAUGGUGGUGGACGAGUGCGGCUGCAGGUAGCGGGGAGCGAGCGGGAACGAUGGACGAACGGGGGAAAUUCCUUUGUACUCCCGCUGGGAAAUCCUCGCUGCGCUCGGGGGCUGUGCCGGGGUCGGGCUGGCGCUAAGGGCGGUGCUGGAUUAGGAUUAGUUGGGAUGGGGGUGUGGGGUUAUGACCAAGCUCGGUGCUGGGUCCCUUCUCCUCAGGGGAUGCUGGCACCGGGCUGUGAAUCCCAAAUUUCCCCCUUUGGUUGUGCCAGGCACCCCCAGGGCUGCAGGUUUUUGGGGUUUUGGCUGUGAAUCCCAAAUUUCCCCCUUUGUUCGUGCCAGGCACCCCCAGGGCUGCAGGUUUUUGGGGUUUUGGUUGUGAAUCCCAAAUUUCCCCCUUUGUUCGUGCCAGGCACCCCCAGGGCUGCAGGUUUUUGGGGUUUUGGGCUGAACUCUGCAGAUUUCUCAGGGCAUAAAUGAUUUUUCUGGGUGAAUCGGGGUUGCCUGGGGUGUGGUCCGGCUGCAGGGACAGGGAUGGGGUGAGCAAAUCCCUUCCCAGGGGAGGCAGAGCCGGGCAGGAGCUUUCUCUGUGCUGUGGGAGCUGCUCUCAGAGCGUGGCUGGUGAUGGGCUGGUUUGGGAACAGGGCUUGUACUGGGUAGCCAAAUGCAGCGGAGGUUUUGCCUAAAAAUGAAGGUUUUCCCUAAAAAUAUGGAGACUUUACCUAAAAAAAUGAGAUUUUACCCAAGAAAUCCGCUGGGAUUUCAGUGGCUCUCUCCCCUCACAGCCUGCCUGGGUCAGUAUUAAUUUACCUCAUUAGCAAAUCCAUGAGCCCGGGCUGUCCCCAGUGUCCCCAGGUGGCAGCCGAGCCUCAGGCAAGGGCAGGGCACACAGCUCUGCACAUUUUUUGCUGUUCCGGGUUGUUUUUGGUGCAUUUGUUGGGUUUUGCGCCGCGUGGCAGCCCCAGCCCCUCUGUGGUGUCCCCGAGGGGCACCAGGGACCCCAAUUUGGGCCAUUCCCAUCCCUGAGCUUUGAAGUGGAAACCACCAGAGCGAGGAUUUUGGGAUUUUGGGGCAAUGGAAUCCCAGUUAGACUUGAAUUUUUUCUCUUUAUUUUGAACUGUGAAGCCGUAGUGCAGCUUUGGGGUUUUUCUUUUGCUGCUUUCUCCUUGAGCUCUGAUGGUUUUCCCACCUCCUCCCCCAGGGGAAGCACUGAGGGUUUAACCACUGGGGGGGCCUUGGGAUGGGUUUUUUGUUAUUUUGACACCCAAAAUGUGGAGCCUUGGGAUGGGUUUUUUUUUUGUUGUUUUCACACCCAAAAUGUGGAGCCUUGGGAUGGGGUUUUUUUUUGUUUUCACACCCAAAAUGUGGAGCCUUGGGAUGGGUUUUUUGUUAUUUUGACACCCAAAAUGUGGAGCCUUGAGAUGGGUUUUUUUUUGUUUUCACACCCAAAUGUGGAGCCUUGGGAUGGGCUUUUUUUGUUGUUGUUUUCACACCCAAACCGUGGAGCUGAAGAGCCAGCCUGGAGCAGCUUGAGCUGAAUUCCCAUUCCCAAUCCUGCUGUUUCCCACCCUGCCCCGCUCUGCUCCAUUUCAGUGUUUUAAGGGCUUAACUCCAGCCAGCAGGAGCCAUUCAAUUCUGAGUUUAGAUGGGCAGAAGAAGAAAACCUCGCAGUGUUGCCGGGUUUGUGCCACCCUGGGGGCAGCGAGAGCCCCUUGGAGCCCCCAGCCCCAGGCUGGCAGGGCAAAGCCAUUCCUGUGUUUGCUGCGGGGCAGGGGGAGCGCCCCCCACGCCCUGGGGCUGGAGGAGAUGGGGGCCCUUCCCAGUAUUCCCAGUAUUCCCAGUUCUCCCAGUCGAGUCGCUCACCCCCUCUGCUAUGCACACCCCCCCACUUUUGUACUAGUCUUGUGUUUAAAAGAAGUAAUAAACUUGAAGUUUAUACAAUCAGACUAAAGCUUUAAUGAACGUUGCAUGGUUUCCUCAUUGAAACUUAGGGGCCACCUUGAAUGCAAGAGCUGUUUAUUCUUUUUUUGUUUUUUUUUUGUUUUUUUAAUUGAUGACAAACAGGUUUUAAAACAAAACUGAGACAAAAAAAAUUAAUUAAUUAAAAAAAAAAAAAAGAAAA
Messenger RNA from Melospiza georgiana, 4372 nucleotides. It is a transcript of the gene GDF1, whose product is annotated as growth differentiation factor 1. NCBI's taxonomy places the organism in Eukaryota, Metazoa, Chordata, Aves, Passeriformes, Passerellidae. Gene Ontology annotation, molecular function: cytokine activity; growth factor activity. The transcript is spliced from 2 exons. The record is from RefSeq and is a predicted model, not a curated record. Gene Ontology annotation, cellular component: extracellular region. Gene Ontology annotation, biological process: BMP signaling pathway; SMAD protein signal transduction. The coding region runs from base 1145 to 2284 and encodes 379 amino acids.